AUGGAUUCAUACAUCAAAUGGAAAGAGAUUAACAGGCUACCCGACACCCCACGCUUGAUUCUGGAGCUGAGUGGCAGCUCAACCAUCUGGACGGAGUCGCGGAACGAAAAUUAUUCUGUCUUGGUUACUCUUCGGAGGGUUCUAAGUGGUGAACCAGAUGAUGAUUUCAACAAUCAGAAAGAGAGCGAUACCAAACAAGAUAUUAAUCAACCAUGCUGGCUGCGCUGGUCCCCUCUAAUCGACCCCGGCAGGGGGGAUUUUAUCCUCCUGCGCCAUGAUCCAGGGAGCAGCAAAGAUCCGCCUUCGUUCUAUACGGCGGAGGCCAAGAAUUGCCACGACUGCUAUAAAGUCACCCACAGGUUGUCAUUUCCCGAUACCUGGGAAAAGCUUUUACAGCCAGAGCAUACCUAUGAUCUUCUCUGGACUGGAGGAGAAAUUGAAUAUUGGGGUUGGGGCACGCAGCCAGACGUGGGAAAUAAGCCUAAGUGGCCACCGGUCCUGGUUCCAGGUGGUGCACAUAUCACGUUUUCGGUGGAAAAUGGGGAGCGGCCAUCUAUUCCGCAGCCUAAGACGCCACCACCUAUCCAGGCGAGUGAGAGAAUCCCAGGGGCACCAGUCCUUAGCAUUGAGCUAAGCUGUAGCCCAAUGAUGACCAUGACGGGGAGUCUGGAGAUCUCUAUCAGAGUCGUUUACCACGGUCUCCCAGAGAACAACAAUACAACAACAAACGACCAAAACCCCCGACCAAUCACCUUCCACACCUAUGCAUUCAAUCCAGUAGAUAGCGAGUUUCGUGUCUAUCGCCGUCGCUGUCUUGAUCAAUCCAGCCUAGAGACAGAGGACGAAUGGGAGUCGUUCCAGGGCUACGGCUGUAGAUUUGGAAUGUGGGAUAAUCCCGACAAGCUGAUAAAUGUCUCCGAGAACCCGGAUGGCCUAUUCCCGACCCUCUUCCCUGGCGAAUCAUGGUCGGACUCCUGGACCCUGACGGCAGACGGAGAUUUUCUGCCCGAUGAUCUAAAACCUGGCGAAAGGCUCCGAUACCACUUUAAGGGAAACACAUUGGAUUGGUGGGAUUGGGGAAUCUCAAGUUCUCACAUCCAGACCAUCGUCAUGCUCCCUGGCUCGGGGGUGGAACCGAUCUCGGAACCCAAGGAUAAUGGGGGCCGGCCGAAGGUGGUCGUACCGGCGUCGAACACUGUGGAGUGGUCGGUGGUCGGUGAGUGA
Molecule: messenger RNA, 1224 nt
Organism: Penicillium odoratum
Lineage: Eukaryota; Fungi; Ascomycota; Eurotiomycetes; Eurotiales; Aspergillaceae
Exons: 4
Coding region: 1-1224 (407 amino acids)
Source: RefSeq, a predicted model, not a curated record